AUGCCUCUCUCCAAUGGCAGUAUGCGAAUCCAACGGUUGAUUGUAUUGCUUGCCAUUGGUGUACUUGCCAUCUUCUCUCUUUUGCUCCUCCGAUCCUCAAGCACGCCCGAGAAACCUAAAGCUAUAGACUUGCCUCCUCUCGAACCGCCCCAACCCCCUCAACGCCAUGCGGAGCAACACACCUAUCCCCCCGAGAAGGAACACCCGAUUUCGCGUCUGAUUGGAAAUGCCCAGCAGGUCUUUGAGAAUGCGCAAUCACGCCAGUCUCAGACUCUGGCCGAGGCCGUGGAGGAGUACAAACGCCGGUACAACAUGCACCCGCCACCACACUUUGACAAGUGGUUCGAAUUCGCCCGGUCGAAAAACGUACAGCUAGUCGAUGAAUUCGACUCCAUCUAUCACUCCCUCCUCCCGUUCUGGGGCCUGAAACCGGAAGUGAUUCGUGAGCGAGCGCGCGAGACUCUUGGCUUCGAUAAUGCGGUCCUCGGUGUUCUGAUUCGUGACGGCAAGGUGUCCCUGACCGACGGAGGUGGUGAUGAUCGGAAGUGGCAGCGUGACGCUACCGCGGGGAUGAUGGCUUCAUUUGUGAAGUACCUGCCGGACAUGGACUUGGUGUUUAAUACCCACGAUGAGCCUCGCGUGAUCGUCCCGAAUGCGGACCUGGAGCGUCUGGUGCAGUCAGCCAAGGAGCAGAUCAUCCCUGCUUCAUUCAAGAGAUCCCCCACUAAUGCGUGGUCUGCUCGUGCCGCGGACCUCAACAAGGGCGAUCGCAUUGACGGGGUGCGCACCACCCGCUUCAACCGAUUCGCGCACCAGCCGACCUGGACAAACUCCCGAAUUUCCUGCCCUGUCGACAGCCCUGCACGCUCCCUCGACGACGAUGCCCCGGACAACGUCGAUCCUUACGCCUAUGGUGAAUUUGGCUUUAUUUAUAACACGACGGCAGCCUCCGACAUCUGCAACACGCCUUCACUCCGCUAUACAUACGGCUUCUUCGACCGACCCAACGCAUUUGACGUUGUUCACGACCUGUUCCCCGUCUUCUCGCAGAGCAAGAUCUCCAGCUUCCAGGACAUCAUCUACCCGAGUCCCUGGUAUUGGGCCGAGAAGGUACCGUACGAUAGAAGGAAGGACUAUGAAUGGGACUCCAAGACCGACCGCAUGUAUUGGCGUGGGUCGACCACCGGUGGAUUCUCGCGCGCAGGUGGCUGGCGCAGACAGCACCGGCAGCAAUUCGUCGGCAACGUCAACGCCUUGGGCACUAGCAAGAUCAUGAACCACCAGGAUGAUUCAUGGGUGUCGCAGGAAGUUUCCAAGGCCAACUACAAGGAGAUGUUCGACGUCAAGUUCACACUCAUUGGGCAGUGCGACCCGGACGACUGUAAUGCGCAAACCGAAUACUUCGGGGUCUUCAAGCAGACCGGGCAGCAAGAUGCCUGGGCACACAAGUAUUUGGUCGACAUCGACGGCAAUGCCUUCAGUGGGCGAUUCCAUGCCUUCUUGCACAGCAACAGCUUUGUCUAUAAAAUCGCGAUCUUCCGCGAAUGGCAUGACGAGUGGUUGAAGCCUUGGGUGCACUACGUGCCGCUCAGCUUGAAGGGUAAUGAGUAUCUCGAGAGCAUGCGAUACUUCACUUCCAAAGAUGGCUCAAGCUCUGCUCGCCAGAUUGCCAGUCAGGGCCAGGACUGGGCCCAGAAAACACUACGCAACGAAGAUCUGGAGGUUUGGUUCUUCCGAUUGCUCCUGGAAUACGGUCGCUUGGUCGAUGAUAACCGCGACCAAUUGGGAUUCACUCUUUGA
Molecule: messenger RNA, 1800 nt
Organism: Penicillium brevicompactum
Lineage: Eukaryota; Fungi; Ascomycota; Eurotiomycetes; Eurotiales; Aspergillaceae
Product: putative capsule-associated protein CAP1
Exons: 2
Coding region: 1-1800 (599 amino acids)
Source: RefSeq, a predicted model, not a curated record